UACCGAGACUUUCCUUUGUCCGUCUGUCACCAUGACAAGUGGGAGUCUCUUGGAUGGUGUCGGUCCACAGUUCCGGCCAUAUCUGCCUCUCCCCUCUUCUCUCUCUCUGGCUCACUCUCUUGCUUUCUCUCCAGAGACAAGUAACCCAGAUUUCAAACUGAAUUGCUGCCUAUUCCUCUCCUUCUCCUCCCAUCUCCUGCCUCCCUCCCUCUCUCUCUCUCUCCCAUCCCCUCUUCCUCUUAGUAAAAACGGAAUCACUCUCGAAAAGAAGAAUUCCACCUCUCCAGCUCUUCCCCCUCUCCAUCCUGUGUGGGUUAACAGAUACACAGCACUUCACUCCACUCUUUUCUCUCGUUCUUGGACAGCUUCAAUCUUACCCCUGGUUACUUGUCCUGUUUUGUAGGCUGCUGUUUCCUUUCUCCCCUAUUUCUCCUCCAGCUCUUCCUUCCUGCCACCACUUGCCGUGUCUUUUUUCUCUUUCCUUCACUGUUUCUUUUUUUUUUGACGUGACCAGCGACAGGUGCCAAGCAAUAGCAAGCAACCUAUCCAAGGAAAAGCUACAGAGGGGAGAGGAAGAGGGGAAGCCUGCUCUUUGAUCAAGUCUGUCAGCCAAAAUAACCAGUAAGUCAGGCAGCAUGUCUACUCCUGUGUCCCCGUCACCCUCUCUCUCCCCACUGACCCUGGCUUCCCCAGCAGCCACUCCCUCUCCAGGGGCCUCCCCCCUGCCCUCUCCCCUCUCCCCCCCUCCCAGGGUGCCUGUGUUCCAGAGGAAAGGGGCGCUCAAACAUAAGAGAAUCAUCGAGGUCAAGGACCACCAGUUCACCGCUCGUUUCUUCAAACAGCCCACGUUCUGCAGUCACUGCACCGACUUCAUCUGGGGAAUUGGAAAACAGGGAUUUCAAUGUCAAGUGUGCAGUUUCUCCGUGCACAAACGAUGUCACGAGUACGUAACCUUCACGUGCCCUGGAGCCCCCACCGCUCCUAAAGAAGAUCUGAAAAGUAAACACAGAUUUAGACCACAGACAUACACCUCUCCGACAUUCUGUGACCACUGCGGUUCUCUCCUGUAUGGCCUAAUCCAACAGGGCAUGAAAUGCUCCUGUUGCGAGAUGAAUGUCCACAAGCGCUGUGAGAGCCUGGUGCCUAGCCUGUGUGGUCAGGACCAUACAGAGAAGAGAGGCCGGAUCCACCUGACUGCCCGGGGAGAGAACGAAGAGAUCUUCAUCACAGUGCGGGAGGCUCGUAACCUGAUCCCCAUGGACCCUAACGGUCUCUCGGACCCCUACGUAAAGCUCAAGCUCAUCCCUGAUCCUAAGAGCCAGAGCAAGCAGAAGACAAAGACCAUCCGCUCCACACUUAACCCUGUCUGGAAUGAAAGCUUCACCUUCUCAGUCCGCGGGCGGCAGUGGGACCGCCGUCUGUCAGUGGAGGUGUGGGAUUGGGACCGUACUUCCCGGAAUGACUUCAUGGGAUCUCUGUCGUUUGGAGUGAGCGAGAUAUUCCGGCGCUCCGUCAGUGGCUGGUUCAAACUACUGGACCAGGAUGAGGGGGAGUACUACAACAUGCCCGUGCCUGAUGAGAAUGAGCCUGGGGGCCUUGAUGCUUUACCUCCUUCCUCUCUCCCCCCGUGCCUGAGGCCUAAGCCUGUCCCUGUCACCCUCCCUGGGUCCACCAUGUCCCCUUCUAGUCCUGCUGUCCCCUGUGUGGCCCCUGUCCCUGCAGAACCAGUCAAGCCCAGGGUCUGCCUCCAGGACUUUAACUUCCUCAUGGUGUUGGGAAAGGGCAGUUUUGGAAAGGUUCUCCUGGCUGAGGAGAGAGGGAGUGAGCGUCUGUUUGCAGUGAAAGUGUUGAAGAAGGAUGUGCUGUUCCAGGAUGAGGAUACGGAGAGUGCCAUGGUGGAGCGGAGGGUUCUGGGACUUUCCAAACGCCCACACUUCCUCACAGCUCUCUACUCAGCCUUCCAGACAGAGGAUCGCCUCUACUAUGUGAUGGAGUAUGUGAAUGGAGGAGACCUCAUGUUUCAUAUCCAGAUUGUUGGCAAAUUUAAAGAACCUCACGCAGCGUUUUAUGCAGCAGAGAUAGCCAUAGGCCUCUUCUUCCUCCACAAUAAAGGAAUAAUCUACAGGGAUCUGAAGUUGGAUAAUGUGUUGCUGGACAGUGAAGGUCAUAUAAAGAUUGCCGAUUUUGGGAUGUGCAGGGAGGGCAUGUUUGAAGGUGACACUACACGUACCUUCUGUGGGACCCCAGACUACAUCGCACCAGAGAUUGUGGCAUACCAGCCCUAUGGCAAGGCCGUUGACUGGUGGUCGUAUGGUGUGCUUCUCUAUGAGAUGUUAGCUGGGCAGCCUCCAUUUGACGGUAUUGAUGAGGAGGAGUUAUUUCAGUCCAUCAUGGAGCAGAAUGUCUCCUAUCCCAAAAGUCUUUCCCGCGAGGCCGUCUCCAUCUGCAAGGGGCUCCUGACAAAGCACCCUGCAAAGCGCCUGGGCGGAGGGGAGGAGGCAGAGAGAGAGAUACGGGAGCAUCCAUUCUUCCGCUGGAUGGACUGGGACCGACUGGAGAGACUGGAAAUACAGCCCCCCUUCAAACCCAGAACUGGUGGGAAGAAAGGAGAGAACUUUGAUAAGUUCUUUACGGCGGCUCCAUCUGUGCUGACGCCCUCUGACCCUGAUGUUCUGGCGGCCAUCGACCAGGAAGACUUCCAGGGCUUUUCAUUCAUUAACCCUGAGCUUGCACCGCCAACCCUCACGGCCGUCUGAGGGGGUGCAACUCUAGCCUCUCCUUGUCUAACAGGCUUUUUCUAAUGCAAAUAACUUGAUUAACACAAGGAAUCACACGUGCACAGAUAGCUCUCACUCUCUGCUUUGUUUUUAGAGCCUGUGUUUGUAGUUUAUUUUUCAGAGGAAAACGUGUGCUCUACCGGGAACAAUCUCCAGUUUGUUUGUAAAAGUCAAAUUCCAAUUUUAGUUGAUGCAAUGCAUGCCAAACAAGAUGACUGAUUUAACGAGUUGAUGCCGUUAAUAGCAAUCAGAUACUGUAAAAGGACACUCGAUAUGCUCUUACAUCGCCAGUGAUUUUAAGGUAACUGUAUUAUAUUUCAUGCCAUCAUCCUACGGUAGGGUCAAUAUCAGAUCGAACACAUAGAAAUACAGCUGGAGCUGUGCAUAUGCCAAAUUAACAAAUCAUUCUAAUUAAAAUGUGUUACCUAACAUUAUUUAAAUGAACAUUAUUUGUGUUAUAUUAUUACAUUAUAUUACCAAAAAUUGCUCCUUGUAUUGUGUUUCAAAUUUAACUUAAAUCCAUUAAUCGUUAUGAUUGUGAUAUAGUUAGAAACCUAGAAGACUGGUAAGAAAUCUCACAAAUCAUUAUAUAUUAGUGUUAGAAAAGGUUGCUCCUUAUCACUGAUCCAGCAUCAGAUUCCCAUACCCCAGGCCUAACGUUAACCAUUGAACCCAAGGUUAAAGGUAAAUGUCAAUACAUAUUAAACAAUCUCACUCUGCCUUCUGAAGUUAAGGGCAAAUUAAACCAAGUCUAUUAUUACUUACCCUCUCAUUUCAACAAAUAAAAUAUUUCUUUACGUAUAUAAAACAACCAAGUCAAUGUGAUUCAUGUUUACCUAGUGUACAGUAAAACACUUUAAGCAUAACACGUCAUUCUAUUCCCAGAUCUAUUUGUAUAUUUGUUCAGUUUCUUGCUGAUUUGACGCUUUGGCAUGGACCCAGACCGAAUGUGAAAUUGCUAACUCAGGUCUGGCGGAACUAGCUGAGCCAGGACGGCAACACAUCAGACACAUGACCUGAGCCUACCCAGGACAUCUCAGGAAAACACUGUCAGGGUGUGGCUUCCAUGGUUAUUAGGGUUCAGUUCCGCCCAACCUGUGAAAUCUCUGAGGAUUCGGUUCAGUUUCUUGCUCUCAAAGGACAUGAUAUUAAAAUGUGGUGUGGCAUUCAGUGUUUCUUUUUGCUGAGGUUCACCCAAUGGUGUGUGAGGGACUGACAGUUACACAGGAAAUGCAAUGAUGAAAUGUGUGAUGGGUGACACAGGAAAUGUAAUAAAAAUGGACUGGAAAUGUCAUAAGGUAAUGUGAAAAGAAAUGUUGGGACUCAUCGAUUUUCAAGAAGAUGACCAGAUCCUUUUUACUUGGCGUCUAGGAUUGUGGGCCUAUUGAGUUACUGUAGCAUUUUAGAUUCUUCAUUUACAUUUAAUAAACAUUUACAAGUAUUUUUUACAUAAUG
Messenger RNA from Esox lucius (northern pike), 4232 nucleotides. RefSeq names its product protein kinase C, gamma (gene prkcg). The transcript is spliced from 17 exons. Bases 636 to 2756 code for a protein of 706 amino acids. NCBI's taxonomy places the organism in Eukaryota, Metazoa, Chordata, Actinopteri, Esociformes, Esocidae. Gene Ontology annotation, biological process: protein phosphorylation. Gene Ontology annotation, molecular function: zinc ion binding; ATP binding; diacylglycerol-dependent serine/threonine kinase activity. The record is from RefSeq and is a predicted model, not a curated record.